This is a messenger RNA of Medioppia subpectinata, 762 nucleotides long. The record is from the annotation of a GenBank genome assembly. NCBI's taxonomy places the organism in Eukaryota, Metazoa, Arthropoda, Arachnida, Sarcoptiformes, Oppiidae.
AUGAAUAGAUUUAAGGAGUUAUUCAAUUCAGUGGCUUUGGUCAGAGGAAAACCUGUACCGCCGUUGACGACAAUAGCGUAUGAGACGGAGAGUGUGUCGGAUGGCAUUCAAUUGAUGCAAAACAGGGCUAAUACAAAGUUUACACUAAUUGUCAAAAUGUCGGCAAAUAUUAAAGGAUUCAAUGAUUUGUGCGAAGACGACAAGAUUGUGCUCCUGAAGGCCGGCUGCCCUCAACUCUGGCUUUUGCAGAAUAUCAUUAAUUUCGAUAUCGACGGCAAGUUUUGGAGAGUUUUCAUUGGGGAAGAGAAGGCAACGCUAUUGCGGACGAGUGUUUUGGAGGGAUGGAGUGAUGAAGUGAUACAAAGCCAUAAGAAUUUCAUGUUUAGUUUGAACGCUGAAUACAAUUGUGAUAUGAGUUUAAUUGAUUUGCUAUCAUCAAUUGUGCUUUUUGAUCCAGAUGUACCAAAUUUGGUUCACAAAACCAGUAUAAAAUUACAACAGAAGACAUACAUGUAUUUACUUCAACGGUAUUUAGAGAUUAAACACAACUCAAAGUCAGAAUCGGAGACACGAUUCAAGCGUUUAAUGAAUUGUCUGCGAGCGUUGUAUCCGUUGACUCAAUUAGUUCGCCAUCAUUUUGGAAAAGCACUCAUACAUCCCAUACGAGUGGCACCUCUUGUACAGGAGAUAUUUGAAAUAUAAUCUGUUGAUCAUGAUUAAUUAAUUGCAUUUAAUAUAAUUUUAUAGCUAGUCAAAUAUUAC